This is a messenger RNA of Frieseomelitta varia, 6054 nucleotides long. RefSeq names its product ATP-binding cassette sub-family C member Sur (gene Sur). The record is from RefSeq and is a predicted model, not a curated record. Gene Ontology annotation, molecular function: ATP binding; ATP hydrolysis activity; ABC-type transporter activity. The coding region runs from base 510 to 5768 and encodes 1752 amino acids. The transcript is spliced from 32 exons. NCBI's taxonomy places the organism in Eukaryota, Metazoa, Arthropoda, Insecta, Hymenoptera, Apidae. Gene Ontology annotation, cellular component: membrane. Gene Ontology annotation, biological process: transmembrane transport.
GAUCUGUCAGUAAGCCGCGGACCGUCAAGCAGAAAGCACGCGUGCUUCUCUGCGGGAACGAUCGACGCGCACGUGCGUGACCAGGAAUACUAAUUCCAAGCAGACAAGUGGUUCUUCACCCUUUCGAAAUCGAGCAUCCGACGAAUAAUCGCGCGAAGAGCGAAGUUCACUAGCUCGACUACCUCGAAAAAGUGAAUCUUUCGACUCGUCGUUGAAACUCGUCAUCGAUAAACAGUAAUUCAAUCGACCGUUCUAUAAACAAAUGAAUCUUUUCAUUCGGAACGAAGCGGAAAAAAAAGCGAAGGCACGAUUUCGGAAAGCAAUCGGUCGCGCAAGGUAACAGAACGUAAAUCAUCGGUGACAUAACAGAAAACACGGGGCAAAUGGAGUUCCUGUAUAAAUUAUGGUAACGAGCCAAGGAAUUCCGGCUGUGAGGACACGUAAAUAUGAAGAAAGUUAUGUAUGAACGUGUAUCACACACGAAUAUGGUUCCUUGAAACACCAUUAAAAUGGACUUCUGCAAGAAUUACAAAUUUCUACAAAUUCUGCCAAAACCCGAGAAACACGUCGUAUGGUCUUGGCGAACGGAAAAUGGUACGUACAUCCGGUUCACCGAAGAUGACUCCGGCGAGGACUGCCUCGUGGAACUCGUCAAUGUCUGCGUUCCAGCUAUUGCGAUCGUCCUUGCACUGAUAACCUUUCUCAGGUGUAAAUGCAGCAAACAACCAAAAGAUUGCAGGAGACUCCUUCCAUUUCAUACGACUAGAACACUGUUGUGCAUGGCAGUGUUAAUGACCCUUUUUUUGGAACUUUGCGAGUCGUUGCUCACGUCGAUUUCUUUCUCGUUGAUUCUGAUGAUCAUAGCCAUUCUUCAUUGCUGGAUCAUUCAUCGAGGAACUGAAGUGAGGGAUGCUUUUGGUACGGCCCUUUCCGCUGGAAUCCUCGCCGCGAUUAGCUUAUCGCGUGCGUGGAAACUCAUGUAUCUCUCUAGAAACGGUCUGUCCAUGGUACACGUUCGACUCGCGACCACUACGUUCACCGCCAUUUUCUGCGGUCUCCUGGCCGUUUUGGAUUCUUACACGUUCUACCUUAUGACGAGAAGGAGGAGAAGGUACUUGAUCGAGCGAACGGAACGACGAAGAACGGUGUACAAACACGCGGAGGCGCCGUUUCUCAACAGAAUCACCUACCACUGGGUGAUCGACCUCCUCUCUAAGGGAUACGGCACACCGUUGGAGAGCCACGAUCUCGGAGAAGUUCCCGAGGAAGAGAGCACCAGCAGACAGUUUGAGAAGUUCCGGAAAGUUUACGAGGAGCACAGGGAAAAAAAUAAAAAACUGUGUCUCUGGCGAUGUUACUGGAAAAGAAUAUGGCGUCCUUUUGCGAUUGGAGGGCUAUUGAAAUUACUGGGAGAUGCUACGAGCCUUGUGGGACCAAUGUCAAUUUCUAAAAUUCUGGACUAUGUCUCUGCCUCUCAGAAUGGAACAAUAAAUCAGAGCUCUAUGAGUGUCAUGACAUUUCCUGAAAUCUGGCAAAAUGGCUAUUUUUUAGGCCUGCUGGUAUUUUUCUUUUCUUUGUUGCAAAGCACACUGAGCCAAGCCUCCACUCACAUCCUGUGCGUUGAAGGGAUCCGCUUGAAAACGUCUCUUCAGGCGCUGUUGUACGAUAAAGCUUUGCGCUUGUGCUCGUGGAGUAUCGACGAAGAGGAUCUUCCGACAAAUAAGGAGAAAGAAUCGAAUAAAUGUCAGCAAUCUGCUGAUAUUGGCACUUUAACCAAUCUGAUAUCUGAGGAUGCUUACAAUGUGAUGAGUUUCUUCUGGAUUGGACACUACACCUGGGCAAUUCCGUUGAAGAUCGCUGCUAUAGUUUUUCUUCUUUAUACACACUUGGGAGUCAGUGCAAUUAUCGGUGCGUUCUGCUGUAUAUUGAUAGUGACACCAUUGCAAUUAGUACUCGGGAAGAAGAUGUCGGAGAACUCUAAAUUGGUCGCUAAAAACAGCGAUGCCAGGCUACGCUUGGUGAACGAAAUCUUCCAAGGAAUGAGACUGGUGAAGCUCAGAGCCUGGGAAAAGAUCUUCGAGGAGAAAAUAAGGAGAACGAGAGACGAAGAGCUUAAAAUGCUGGACAGAGAUUCAUUCUAUUGGACCCUCAUCAACUUUCUCACUCAUGCUUCGUCGGUACUGACGACACUUUUCACUUUUGCUGCUUACUUUUGGUUGGAGGAGCGAAGUCUCGAGGCCGGGAACGUUUUUGCAAGCUUAGCUCUAUUUUCACAGCUCACAGUGCCUCUUCUCAUUUUUCCCGUGAUGAUACCCAUCAUCAUUAACGCUAUGAUCUCUACGAACAGAAUAGAGGAGUAUCUUCAACUUCCGGAAAUUGACAGCGUCCUGCCUGAUCCUACCGAUGGAAAAGCAGAAGUGGCUGAAAAUUCAUCGUCAGUGGCGAAUUCUAUCGAGGAAAGCGCUAUAGAAACGAUGAAAAAUAGCACUGGCACUUUUGGAUCGUUGGAUAAUAUUAAAGAGGACGAAGAAGACGGUCAGUCUUGUGAUUUAGAAAAUUACACAAUGUACAUAAAUUCCUCAGUUGACACUGUGUUCGAGAAAGAUGCGGAAGUUCCGGUGCUUACGAUGAAACGCUGCGGAUUUUCUUGGGGCACGGACGAAAGUCUACUAUCGAUCUCUGAUCUUACCUUUCCACGUGGUCAGCUAACGUUGAUUGUCGGUAAGACAGGAAGCGGAAAGACCUCCUUGUUGUUAGGAAUGUUAGGAGAGAUCCAAAGGACAACAGGAUCGAUCGAAUGGGCUAAAGGAAUAAAGAUUGCGUACGUGGCUCAGAAACCCUGGCUCCAGAACGCCAGUUUAAGAGACAAUAUACUUUUCGGGUCACCGUACAAAUCGAGAAGAUACAGAAACGUAUUGAAGGCAUGCGCUUUGCAGCCGGACGUGGACAUACUUCCGGGCCGUGAUUUCACGCGGAUAGGUGAAAAAGGGAUUAAUUUGAGCGGUGGUCAAAAGCAAAGGGUGACUAUAGCCAGAGCACUCUAUAGCGACGCAGAUGUUAUAAUAAUGGAUGAUCCAUUGUCUGCGUUGGAUCAUCAAGUUGGACAACAGGUAUUCGAUCAAGGAGUCCGAAAAUUGCUGCUCAGAAGUGGACGUACUGUGAUUAUGAUUACUCAUCGAUUGGAAUUGUUGUCCACCGCUCAUCAAGUCGUCGUCAUGGAUGGGUGUCGUGUUCGAGCAGUAGGAACGAAAUCGACGAUCGAAGACGCUGAUCCAGAAUUAGCGAUCGAAUGGAGGAAAACAGCGAUAAAUCAAGACGAAGAAUACCGUGCUCAUAGAACUGCCAAAGACAGAUGGACAUUGAUCAAAUUAGUGUCCAGAAUCAGCGCAAGGAACAAACAACUUAGUGAUGGAUCGUGGAUCACGGAUCAAGACGCCCAUGUGAAUCCUCCGGAUUUUGUCCCAUUAAGGAUGAGAAGAGCUACCCUUUCUGGAUCCAGAUACUUAGCCCAUGAUCUAACAGAUCUGCCAGUGCCCACAGAGGAAUGGAACGUAGGGAAAAGGAAAUUUCAAUGCCAUCGAAACGCUGUCCGAUCAUCCAGUCUUCAACCUCAACGACAACGACCUCCUGUUCUACGACAGAGCAGCACUCCAACAAUCCUUGAGAGUCAAUACGCUGUUCCUAGAAAAAGGAACAGCACAUUUGACAACGAACAACGAAGCAGCGUUUUGAGGCAAAUAUUUUCUAGCGCUAUCAUCAACACGCAUUCCGACGAACUGACAGGAAACAGAGACAAAAGCGUGCUACGAAGAUUGAUAUCCCCUAACUCGAACAGACAGAUACAAUUCGCUGUCAGAAAAACUAAUCAAGAACAGGAGAACGAUCGUUUUCCCCUUAAACCGUUGUUAUCGAUCGAAUCCAGAGGGGCUAAUGAAUCCGAUGAAAUCGAAGGAAAUGACUGUGAUACGGAGGAACGAGAAGAGAAAUCUCAGUACGAAGACAGAAGUGGAAUAAUCACGAGAAUGAUCUGUUGUGAUUACGUUAAAGCAGGGGGUUGGAUACCAGGUCUAAUUUAUAUAGGAGUGGCAGUUUUCUGUCAAACGCUUCGAGUUUACAUCGAUCUCUGGCUGAGUCAGUGGACAGACGAAGACAACGUGAACUUCAAUCAAGAAAAUCGAAAUACGGUGUUCUAUUUUAAAGUCUACAUAAUUCUCUCCGUUAUCUUUAUACUCUUAUCUUUCGUGUGUAAUGCGACUGGCCAAUGGACAGGCGCCAGGGCAAGAAGAAAAUUACACGAGGAGGCCGUGUCCAGACUUCUUAGAGUACCGAUGUCUUUUUUCGAUAGUAAUCCUGUUGGAAAAAUUUUGAACAGAUUCAGCGCCGAUACAGGUGUCAUUGAUAAGAAAAUAUCCAUGUCAAUCCAAAGACUGACAUUUUUCGUCCUACUGUGCAGUUCAGCAAUGAUAGUAAAUGUUAUUAUAUCACCGUGGUUCUUCAUCGCUGCUGUACCUACGUGUGCAGCUUACUAUCUCGUCCAAAGAUUUUACAGACGCAGUGCCAAACAUUUGCAAAGAUUAGACGGCAGUACCCGAUGGCCCAUCACAACGCAUUUCUCUGAAACACUCUGCGGACUAGCAACGUUACGUGCUUCCAAGCAACAGAAUCGUUUCAUGAAACAAGCUAUGAAAUGUCUCGAUGUCAACACGAACGCGUUCCUCCUUCUGAAUUCCAGUAGUCGAUGGCUCGGCAUUGCUUUAGACUAUCUGGGCGCAGUGAUAGUUGGAUCUGCGACAUUCGCUGCCUUAAUUUCCGCAGAAUUGUACCCAGAUCGUGUUACGCCUGCUCUAGUUGGCCUGGCGAUUAAUUACACCCUCUUAGUACCAAUUUACUUAAAUUGGGUGGUGAAGUUCACGGCGGAGACCGAGAUGUAUUUUGGUAGCGUUGCUCGUAUCUCUGCUUACAGAUACGCCACUGCUGAGAACUAUCAGCAAAAUGUUUGUCAUGUACCUGACACUUGGCCCACUAAAGGCGAAAUUACUUUCGAAAAUGUUUCUCUAAGAUACGUUUCACAGAAAGAACCAGUGAUCUCGAAUCUCUCGUUGAAAAUUCCAGCAGGUCAAAAGAUUGGAAUUUGUGGCAGAACCGGAAGCGGCAAGUCUUCCACAGCGAUGGCGCUGUUUCGACUGCUGGAAAUUACUCAAGGGCGUAUAUCGAUCGACGGGAUGAACGUCCGUCAAAUUCCAUUGGAAAUUCUUCGUUCGAAACUUUCAGCAAUCCCUCAGGAUGUGAUCAUGUUCAGUGGUACCAUUAGAGAAAAUUUGGAUCCUCUGUCAAUGCACAAAGAUCAAGAACUGUGGAAUGCUUUGGAAGUGGCGCAAAUCAAGGACAUCGUGGCUUCUCACUCUGAAGGUCUCAAUUUCGAGGUGAAAGAAGGAGGUGAAAACUUCUCUUCCGGUCAGCUGCAGCUGCUCUGUAUGGCGCGAGCGAUCCUCCGGAAGUCUUCGAUCGUCGUUCUCGAUGAAGCAACCAGUGCGCUAGACGCUGUCACUGAGAAGUGUCUCUUGAAAGCAGUUUCAACUGCUUUCGAGAACAGAACAGUGAUUGUUAUCGCGCAUCGUGUAUCGGCGUUAUUGGACUGCGAUCGAGUGAUCGUGUUCCACGAUGGUAAAAUCGUCGAGGAUGGAUCACCGGCAGAUCUAACAAGACAAGAGGGAUUCUUCGCGAAUAUGUUGAAGUCCAACGAAGAGAAUCAAGUGACCAAUUGUUGAGAAAAAAGACACGACGCGUGAAAGAACGAUACGAUAAAGAAACGAUUUGAAAGACUGGAAUGGAAGAACGUAUCAUGUUUGAUCGCAAAGUAUUUAUUUUUGAUACGAAUCGUAGCGAUAAAAGAAAUUCUUGAAAUACUUUUUACAAAUACAAAGAGAGAUAUGUAUGUUCGAAUGAUCGUUGAUCGAUCUGAGACACGUUUCAUUUGAUAUUCAUGUUUCACAGAGAAUGAAACUGUUUUGCAUAUAAAAAUCAAAAUUCACUGUUAAAUAAUAAUAAUAUAUU